Molecule: messenger RNA, 1466 nt
Organism: Apaloderma vittatum (bar-tailed trogon)
Lineage: Eukaryota; Metazoa; Chordata; Aves; Trogoniformes; Trogonidae
Product: pre-mRNA 3'-end-processing factor FIP1-like
Exons: 14
Cellular component (GO): mRNA cleavage and polyadenylation specificity factor complex
Molecular function (GO): RNA binding
Source: RefSeq, a predicted model, not a curated record
AUGACACCACUGGUAAGCAAGAAGAUGGACCAAUUUCUGGGCACACAGAAUCUUCUCAUCCUUUGCAAGAUGCUCCUCAGGAGAACCGGCCUGUCAGCAAUGAAGACCGAGAAAUGUCGCAACACGCCCUUCCAAGUGGUGAAGAUGAAGAAGACGACAGCGACAGUGACAGCGAUGACGAUGACGUGAAAGUUACUAUUGGCAACAUUAAAACGGGAGCGCCGUCGUACAUGGGAACUCCUAUGAAUCUAAACUUAAAAACGGGUAGAGGCUAUGGAGCAUCUGCUUCAGCCAAGUUGCAGCCCAAAGGUAUUGACUUAGAUGCCGCAGGGAAUAUAAAUGGAUUGCCAGUUAUAGAAGUGGAUUUAGAUUCAUUUGAAGACAAACCGUGGAGGAAACCAGGUGCUGAUCUUUCCGAUUACUUUAACUAUGGAUUCAAUGAAGAAACAUGGAAAGCUUAUUGUGAGAAGCAGCGACGGCUCCAGCUUGGACUGGAUCCUGCUCCUCCCAUCAGCACAGAGAAUAAGAUCACGGUUCAGCAAGGACGAACAGGAAAUGCCGAAAAAGAAGUGGAAAACAACAUCAUCAAAACAGAAUUCAAAACCGACUUCUUGGCUCUGGUGGGAGGACGCAUGAAGGCUGGGCCUCCUCCUAAUAGGAAGCUGGGUGGGACAAUUGAUGUGAUCGGUGGCCAGGCAGGCACGAUUAGGAGAGUAGAGGGAAGACGACGUGAUAAGCAUGCCUCUGAGGAAAACCCAAUUCAGGUCCUUGGAGACCACGGCAGUAAGCCACAACCCCCACAGCAGCCCCAGCAGCCGUCACAGCCCCAGCAGCCACCCCAGCAGCAGCCGUUCGCACCACCAGCAGGCCCACCGCCGCCCCCGCUCGCUGGGCCACCUCCGCCACACUUCCUCCACCCUCCUCCACCAGUUACUUCUGUUCCACCUCCUCUGCAUCCUCCAGGUCUUCCGCCGCCUGGCCCCAUUCCAGGGUUGUUCCCGCCUCCUCUGGCACCGCCACCAGCUCUCCUCAUUCCAACCUUGGAUGGGCAGCCAGCCAGCUACAACAACAGGCAGCCUCCUCCCUUUGGCUACAAUUCUGCAGAUUCAGGUUUCAUCAGCUACCCCCCCAUUUCCACGUCCCACACGCCCUGGGUGACCACGGUGGACAAAGGCACAAGCAGUUCCAGCAGCAGCCAUUGGGAGUACUCAGGCUCCAGGCGUGAGAGGGAGCGGGAACGGGAGCGGGAACGGGAACGGGAGAGAGACCGAGACCGCACUCCCACCACGAGCGAAUACAACAAUGAUGAUGAACGAUACCGCUACUACAGCCGGGAGCGCAGCUACGACUUUGAGCGCGACUACCGCCGGAGUCGAGAUCGCAGCAGGGAGCGAGAGGAUCGUCACCGGGAGCGCAGGCACAGGGACAAAGAGGAGAGCAGCAAGCAUAAAUCUUCGAGACGGUAA